This is a messenger RNA of Cryptosporidium ubiquitum, 345 nucleotides long. Its product is annotated as DnaJ domain-containing protein. Bases 1 to 345 code for a protein of 114 amino acids. Gene Ontology annotation, biological process: protein import into mitochondrial matrix. The transcript has a single exon. The record is from RefSeq and is a predicted model, not a curated record. Gene Ontology annotation, molecular function: ATPase activator activity. Gene Ontology annotation, cellular component: PAM complex, Tim23 associated import motor. Lineage: Eukaryota; Apicomplexa; Conoidasida; Eucoccidiorida; Cryptosporidiidae.
AUGAUCUGGCCAUUUCUAAUGAUAACUGCUGGGGCUGGCUUUAUAAUUGCAAGAGGAACUUCAUUAUUAGCAAAAAGAGGUGGGCUCGUUCCUCGUAGUGUAGUCAAACCUUUAAUAGGGUCUACGAGAAAAUUUCCUUUAAAACUUAAAGGAUUUGAGAACCCAAUGAGUAUUAGGGAAGCUUAUAAGAUAUUAAACGUACCUCCUAUUGCGUCGAAGGCGAGAGUCAGGGAGGCUCACAGGCAGCUAAUGCUAAGGAAUCACCCAGAUAAUGGAGGCUCUAACUAUGUCGCCUCUAAGGUAAAUGAAGCAAAGGAGUUGAUUUGUGGGGAUAAAAAUCAAUAA